Chiroxiphia lanceolata (lance-tailed manakin) is the source of this 1700-nucleotide messenger RNA. It is a transcript of the gene MFF, whose product is annotated as mitochondrial fission factor. Gene Ontology annotation, biological process: positive regulation of mitochondrial fission. Gene Ontology annotation, cellular component: mitochondrial outer membrane; peroxisome. The transcript has 10 exons. The coding region runs from base 137 to 1147 and encodes 336 amino acids. The record is from RefSeq and is a predicted model, not a curated record. NCBI's taxonomy places the organism in Eukaryota, Metazoa, Chordata, Aves, Passeriformes, Pipridae.
AGCCCGAUGGGGACGCGCAGGCCGCGUUCGGCGGCUGACCCGCGGAGCGCCGAGCGGAGCCGAGGUGCCUGAAGCGCUCCCCGGCCGGGCAGAGCCGGGCCCGCAGUGCUGCCCGGCCUCUCCGUGCCACUCGGGAAUGAGUGGAGCCGCAUUCCCGUCUCCAGCUGCCGAGAUGGCAGAAAUGAACCGCCUUCAGUAUGAGAUGGAAUACACAGAAGGGAUCAGUCAGCGCAUGAGGGUCCCCGAAAAACUCAAAGUAGCUCCUCAAAAUGCUGACCUUGAAAAGGACAUGCCAGAAGGAUUUCCAAAUGCCAGUGUAACUAUGCAGGUUCCAGAGCGGAUUGUAGUGGCAGGUAAUAGUGAAGACAUUCCAUUUUCCAGACCAGCAGACCUUGACAUUCUUCAGUCUACUCCAUUCAAACCACUGGCACUGAAAACUCCUCCCCGUGUUAUUUCUCUUAGUGAUCGACCGCUAGAUUUUUUGGACCUAGAAAAACCUCCACAGCAGACACCUCAAAGUGAAGAGGUCCGCUCAGUGGGAAGACUGAAGAGAGAACGUUCCAUGAGCGAAAACGCCACGCGGCAGAACGGCCAACUGGCCCGGAAUGACUCCAUGUGGCACAGAUCAGAUACUGUCCCAAGAAAUAAAAUGCCACGGUUCCAGUCACCUCUUUCGACUAAGGAUUGCACUGUGACACCAUCACUGCAACAGGCUCGUGUCUGUCCUCCCAAUAUGUUACCUGAAGACGGAACUAAUCUUUACUCUGCUCGUGGCAUUUUGUCGUUUAUCCAGUCUUCCACUCGUAGGGCUUACCAGCAGGUCUUGGAUGUGCUGGAUGAAAACCGCAGCUUGGACAAGGACAAUAGGCCAGUGUUACGUGGUGGGUCAGCUGCUACCACUUCCUCUAACCCUCAUCAUGACAACACCAGAUAUGGUCUCACCAACUUCGACACGACACUUGAGGGAACGCCAGAUGACAUGACAGUUGUGGAUGCUGCUUCCUUAAGAAGACAGAUAAUCAAACUUAAUCGCCGUCUACAACUUCUGGAAGAAGAGAACAAAGAGCGAGCCAAGAGGGAAAUGAUCAUGUACUCAAUUACUGUAGCUUUCUGGCUACUCAAUAGCUGGCUUUGGUUUCGGCGCUAGACAUGGCUAUCGGAAAGAUUUCAUAGUUGAAAACACAAACAAUUUGCAAAACUCCUUAUUUCUGUUUCUGAAAUUGUAUGCUGUUUUAUAAUUCAUACACUGGAAACUUCCACCACAGAUAAAGGCUCUAGAAUUGCAGUGUUAAAGGGACACCUUGUUGUUCAGUUGUAACGUAUUUAAUAGAUUUGCAUUGCAAAUACUGCGGUAUCCUCCUUUGCAUGCUUCUGUGUAAACAUGGAUCAGCCCAUGGGAAGUUUGCUUCAUGCAGUGUAAGGACUCCUGAGUAAUCUCCAGGACUCACCACUGGAGGUUUUGUUGUGGCGGGAAGAGAACAAAUAGAAUGGAUUUGGAAAAAAAAAUACAAGAACAAAGGAAUACAAAUUCAUUUUUAUUGUUCUGUUGUUAGAUGCAAUUAAACAAUUGCACUAGUUUUCCUUUAGUCCAAGUAGUUUGAGGUGUGCCAUAAUCAAGGAGUGUGUCCUGUUUAUGAGUAUGUUCCUUGUUUAAGUAUUGUUUGGGUCGAAUAAUAAAAGGAAUUCUUUGCUAACAUGCA